Selaginella moellendorffii is the source of this 1417-nucleotide messenger RNA. Its product is annotated as glycosyltransferase family protein 64 C3. Lineage: Eukaryota; Viridiplantae; Streptophyta; Lycopodiopsida; Selaginellales; Selaginellaceae. Gene Ontology annotation, molecular function: glycosyltransferase activity. Bases 1 to 1020 code for a protein of 339 amino acids. The transcript has 3 exons. Gene Ontology annotation, cellular component: membrane. The record is from RefSeq and is a predicted model, not a curated record.
AUGGCAAGAAAGAGGCGAAAGCGCCUGGGCUUCUCCAUCCUGUUGCUCGGAUCUGGCGUGAUCUUCACAGCAUUGGCGGCAUUCUUCUUCCUUUCCGCCACUCCAGCAAGUAAGCGCCUAGAUCUUGCAGGAGAAACAGGGGUUUGCCAACGAGAUAGGUACCCGCAAUCGAUCGAUCUUCGCCCCGAUCAGCUUACAGUGCUCAUGAAUGGCUUCUCCGAGGCCAGAAUCCACAUCCUGGAGCAGCACGCACAGGCGUACUCCGCCUCGCCUGUGGUGGACGCCGUCUACAUUCUUUGGGGCAACACGUCCACGCCAGACCAGGUGCUGCUCAACGCCAAUCUCGAGAGCUUGGGUGCGCCGAUUUACGUCGUCCGCCAGCCUUCCUCCAGCCUCAACAAUAGAUUUCUUCCAAGGAAGGAGAUUUCCACGCAGGCGGUCUUGGUUUGUGACGAUGAUAUCAGCGUGGAUCUAUCCAGCCUCAAGUUCGCUUUCCAAGUGUGGUCCGAGAAUCAAGACAGGAUAGUGGGCCUCUUCCCGCGGUCUCACUCUUUCCAGCUGGGUACAAAGUCAUGGAUCUACACCAAGAGCUCAAUCCGGUACUCGAUACUCCUGACGAAGUUCAUGAUCUUGGCGACCGAGAACCUUUACUUGUACUCUUGCUCCAUGCCGGCUGGUGUCAAGGAGUACGUGGAUGAUGCUAUCAACUGCGAAGACAUCGCUAUGAACUUCCUGGUUUCAAGCCGUAGCAAGAAGGGUCCGCUGCUGGUGGAGGGCAGUCCCAGGGACUGGGGCGAUCCCAGGAACUCAAACUUGGGAUUGGUUAGCGAGGCUUUGAGUGCCAGGAGCGGCCAUAGAAAGGAUAGGGGCGAAUGCAUCACUGCCUUCCAUCGGCUGUGGGAUGGAAUGGAGCUAAGGUACAGCUAUCUCAAGGCGGUGUCCGACGUGCGAGAACGAGCAAUGUGUGACCAGGCGGGGACAUUGAUGGAGUGUGACCGGGUCGGGGUGGAAGUUACGUAGAUCGUGUGGCACUCAAAACGCUCCUCGUCUGGAACAAGCCAAUACACGUGGUCGAGUUUCAAGCUCGUCCUGUUUCCGCCACAGACGUGCACUGUGAAGCAGGUUGACAGAGCUGGAAAAAGUGAGUCGACGUUCCGAGAAAGCAAGAACGAGACGAGCAGCAAAGAAAAUUAGUGCCGCAGAAUCCAAGCUAAAAGCAAUUGAUCCCCCAGGAAAGGAGCUUAUGAAAUCUGGACGACAACCAUAUCAGUCCCGUGGCUACUGCUUUUCCGAGGGUCGAGAACCUCCAUGAAAAACUCACCUUCUAAUUCUUGGUAACCACACGAGCGAGGUUCCCGAGCAAUGUAAACCUCUAGAAAAUCUAGGCAUAUUUCCGAGAGCUUUAUCUCGUGGAUUC